Molecule: messenger RNA, 1559 nt
Organism: Saccoglossus kowalevskii
Lineage: Eukaryota; Metazoa; Hemichordata; Enteropneusta; Harrimaniidae
Product: protein PALS2-like
Molecular function (GO): protein binding
Source: RefSeq, a predicted model, not a curated record
UUGUGGUAGCUUUAUCAAAAGACGACAAGGACUGACGUUCAUUUCUUUUACUUGCAUUGUAGCUGCAGUGCAGACAGUCAUGGAAAACCUUGAUGAUUUACAUGAUGCCGGUGCUAACGAAACAGACCUGAUAUUUCUAAAGGGCAUCAUGGAUAGUCCUGUCGUCAAAUCAUUGGUUAAGGCACAUGACAGACUGGAAGACAACAAAAUCAGAGCUGUGCGAGACAACAACGGUGAACUCGUCCAAGAUCUGCUAUAUGAUCUCAGAAACGCCAUCCACUAUAACGAUGAUGCCGCUGAAUUAGCCGGCCUCCUACAAGAACCUCAUUUCCAGUCUUUAAUAGAAACACAUGAUGCAGUAGCAGCAAGAUCAUACGAGACGCCACCACCAUCGCCAGUUUUAUUGAGUUCUCCAUAUCCACCUAUGUACAAUGGACAGGGUUUAGCAGAUGCCGUUCGUAUGGUUGGCAUAAGAAAAUCACCACAUGAAUCAUUGGGGUUGACGGUGAAGCAAGACAAAGACUCGCUGAUCAUUGCAAGAAUACUCCAGGGUGGAUCUAUUGAUAAACAAGGUCUGUUACAUGUUGGUGAUAUAAUCACGGAAAUUAACAAUGUUGAUGUAUCCAACGAUCCUGAGAAAUUACAAGAAAUUAUGAAAGAUUCAACGGGUAGCAUUACAUUAAAAAUAUUACCAAGUUAUCAAGAAAAUCCUAUAACAUCACAGGUCUUUAUGAAAUGUCAUUUUAACUAUGACUAUGAGAAAGACAAUCUAAUCCCAUGCAAGGAAGCUGGGUUAAAGUUCAAACGUGGAGAUAUCCUACAAAUAGUUGACAUGGACGAUCCUAACUGGUGGCAGGCACGUCAUAUUGACGACAACUCACCCGCUGGACUAAUUCCAAGUCAGCAAUUAGAAGAACGAAGAAAAGCAUUUGUACCACGUGAAUUUAAGUAUACAGAAAAUUUAACAUGUGGUACGUUCGUUUCCAAGAAGAAAAGAAAAACCAUGUAUCAGUCCGACAGAAAUCAGGACUUUGACCGUCAUGAACUGAUGAUAUAUGAGGAGGUCGCAAGAAUGCCACCGUUUCAGCGUAAAACACUUGUACUUAUCGGUGCUCAGGGAGUCGGGAGACGAACACUGAAAAAUAAAUUAAUUAAUCAUGAUCCCAAUCGCUUUGGGACAACGAUGCCAUAUACCUCAAGAGCUCCCAGGGAAGGUGAAGAAGAUGGUCGCGGUUAUCACUUCAAUUCGAAGGAGACUGUACAAGAUGAUAUCAAGUGCGGCCAAUAUUUGGAAUUUGGCGAAUAUGAAGGAAAUUUGUACGGAACUAAAAUUGAAUCAAUACGCGGCGUAAUCAGGUCCGGUAAAAUGUGCGUCAUAGAUGUCAAUCCUCAGUGUUUAAAGACUUUGAAGACUGCAGAAUUCAUGCCAUACAUCGUGUUUGUCAAUGCGCCGCAGUUGGACGUUCUCAGAGCUUUGCAUCAUGAAGCUGAAAAAAUGGGAACAACUACAAAGCCAGUCACUGUGAGUUGAUAUAUUAACAACUUAAGGAGUGUGAGAA